This is a messenger RNA of Alligator sinensis (Chinese alligator), 1331 nucleotides long. Its product is annotated as UV-stimulated scaffold protein A-like. Gene Ontology annotation, biological process: transcription-coupled nucleotide-excision repair; response to UV. The record is from RefSeq and is a predicted model, not a curated record. The transcript has 7 exons. Gene Ontology annotation, molecular function: RNA polymerase II complex binding. Gene Ontology annotation, cellular component: chromosome. Lineage: Eukaryota; Metazoa; Chordata; Crocodylia; Alligatoridae. The coding region runs from base 1 to 990 and encodes 329 amino acids.
AUGGCUGAUUUAUUAACCAGCCAUUUUGGCUGGUUCCCAUCCAAUAGCCAAUACGCAGCCUGGCAGCUUGGAGAGCGGCAUCUGGGUGGGCUAGAUCCGCUGUCGCCUCCAAAACCAGUAGGAAAAAAACCAGCAGGGGGGUCAAGUUUUCUGAGCUCCCGGUCCCAGCCAAAAAGGAAUGAAGAGGAACUUGAUCCAACAUGUGCAGCAGCAACACUGAAACUUCUACGAGAUAAGCUACCUCGGUUCCCACUCCUAGACCCCAGUGUGUCUGCAAGUACUGAGCCAACAGCUUCAGGAGAGCCUGACGGUAUGGCAACAAAACAAGAAGAAGAGAGAGCUAAAGCUCCUAUCAUGCCUUUUGGAUUAGAUCUUUACUACUGGGGACAGGACCAGCCAACUGCUGGGAAGAUUCUCAAAUUUUCCUCUCAGCAUCGGUUUUGGGCCCCCAAUGAAUUGGAAGAAGAGGUGGAAAAUAAAGAAGUAUCCGAAAUGUUAAAAACCAGAUACAUAACAUUUGCUGGCAAGUUUGAACCAGUGAAACAUAAAUGCAGAGCGCCAAUGCCUGAUGGAAGUCUAUGUGAAAGACAAGAUAGGAUUAAGUGCCCUUUCCAUGGAAAGAUAAUCCCUCGGGAUGAAUCUGGGAAUCCUGUUAAUCCAGAGGACAAAGCCAGAGAAGAAAAGCUGCGGUUUGAGAAGCAAGCACAACAGCCAGAAUGGCAAGACCCAGAAUUUAUGAGAGAGGUUGAAGCAGCUACUGGGGUGGAUCUUGGAUCUUCUAGAUACAGUGGAAAAGGGAAAAAGAAAGGAAAAAAGAAGAAAUACCCAAAUCUGACUGACUUGAAACAGCAGGCUAACACAGCUCGUUCCCGGCUUGAGAAAAAAGUCUUCAAUAAAGAGGCCAUGAAGCGAGUGGUGAAAGCAAUGAAUCGAAUGGACAGAAAAAGGCAUGAGAAGUUUGCAAACCAGUUUAACUACGCAUUGAAUUAAAUCACAAUAAGACAGGACCAAAAGGAGGAGUAACAAGACUGCAGCAAUACAAAACACUUCACAAAGGCCUUUAUAUUGCAACUAAAAUAUUGUGCUAUAUAUAUUUUAAUGGGGUUAUUUUUUUAAUUAGUGUCAACUUCUUGUAACUUAAUAUUUGAUAAUGAACAUAAUGAGCAUGGAUUGUAGCAAAGACAUGACUGUACAUAAUUGUAUGCAUUUAACAAAUUGAUAACUACUUGAAACUUGCAUUAAAUGGAACAAGCUUUAUGGCUUCUACAUAUUCUAAUUAAAAUGCUGAGACGUUCUUGUCUUAAUGGACCAAUGUAAUGUUUACACUUUGG